This is a messenger RNA of Dermacentor albipictus, 3387 nucleotides long. RefSeq names its product atrial natriuretic peptide receptor 1-like. The record is from RefSeq and is a predicted model, not a curated record. Gene Ontology annotation, biological process: intracellular signal transduction; protein phosphorylation; receptor guanylyl cyclase signaling pathway. Gene Ontology annotation, cellular component: plasma membrane. NCBI's taxonomy places the organism in Eukaryota, Metazoa, Arthropoda, Arachnida, Ixodida, Ixodidae. Gene Ontology annotation, molecular function: peptide receptor activity; ATP binding; protein kinase activity.
UCGCUCGCCGAGCGCGCGUCCCGAGUUGGGAAGCAGUCGACGGCUCGGGACAGCACGCGGUCGACGGAUGACAUGACCGCGCUCCGUAGAAGCUCGUCUCACAGCUCCGCUUCACUUGCGAUGGCAUUACUGGUGGGAGCUGCCUUCGCAACGGCCGUGUCCUACGACGCAUCGUCCUCGAGCAAUCGCGAGGUGGUGAUCGGCAGGGCCGAGCGAAUUCGCGCCGAGAGCCUGCGUCGCGCGUCGCCCCGCCUCCCGCAAUUUCUCGUACUGGCACCGGACGACGACGACCAGCCGUACGCCCUGAAGAAGGUCCUGCCGGCUGUGCUGGUGGCCGUGGCCAAGACGAAGCUCGACGUCGUGGUGCACUACUACGACACAAAGUGCUCGUCCACGAACGGCCCGCUGUCUGUGUUUGACUACUACAUCUCGGGACAGGUGGACGUCUUCUUCGGGCCCUCGUGCCCGUACGUGCUGGCCCCAGUGAUAAGAUACGCCUCCGAGUGGGGGCUGCCUUUGCUGACGGCCGCCGGCCAGAACGAACACUUCGACACCAAGUCCAUUUACUACCGGCUGCUCACUCGCAUGAACGGCUCCUUCUCCAGCCUCGGCCAGGUGUUCGUCGAGGUAAUGCGCCAGUUUGACUGGACCGUGGUUGCGCUACUGUUCCACCAGUACCGCGACAACUCCAAGGGCCACACCGACUGCUACUUCUCCCUCUCGUCGGUGUUCACUGCGCUGGGAAAAAACGCAACGCACCACUCGUUCGACGAACACGAGGACUUCGGCGAUAUCCGCUCGAUGCUCGAAAAGAUCUCCCAGAAGGCGCGGAUUAUCUUGAUGUGUGCCUCACCGGACACGAUAAGGGAGAUCAUGCUCGCCGCUCUGGAGCUCAACAUGGUGGGCAGCGGAGAGUACGUCUUCUUCUCGGUGGAGCUGUUCAGCAGCCGCAAUGACAGCCGCAAGCCCUGGUUCCGCAAGGGCGACCCCGAGGCGAAGAACGCUUUAGCCCAGAAAGCCUACGAGGCGCUGCUCACCGUCAUCGCAAGGACACCUGAGACGGAGGACUUCAUCAACUUCUCCCAGGAGGUCAAGAAACUGGCCCUGGAAAAGUUUAACUUCUCAUUUGGAAACGAAGAGGUAAACAACUUUGUAGCGGCCUUCCACGAGGCUGUCAUCCUCUACUCAAUUGCGUUGAACGAAACGCUUAGUGGAGGUGGGAGCAUAAUAAACGGCUCAGAGAUCACCCGCAGAAUGUGGAACCGGACGUUCACAGGCAUCACGGGAACUGUACGGAUCAAUGAGAACGGAGAUAGGGACGCCGACUACUCAAUUCUGGAUAUGGAUCCGGUCACGAAGGAGUUCCAAGUAGUGGCCAACUAUUUCGGCGUGAACAAAAGCUUCAGCGAUGUUCCGGGCCGUACGAUUCACUGGCCUGGUGGCAAGCGAGUUCCUCCACCGGACACGCCACGGUGCGGCUUUGACGGCUCCAAGUGCCCUGACGAAGAGCUUCCCAAGUAUGCCAUCGUGAGUGGAGUCCUGAGUGGCUUGGUCGUCAUCCUGUGCAUCGUCUUCUUCUUCAUUUACAGGCACUUCAAGCUGGAAGCCGAGCUGGCCUCCAUGACAUGGAAAAUCCGCUGGGACGAGAUCUCCAGCUCUCCACCGGGCCACUUCAAGAAAUUUGGUUCUCGAAUGAGCCUGACGAGAACCAGCCUCGCUAGCUCGAACUCUUCAGAAGCUAUCUUCUUCGGUGGCCGACGCCAAGUUUUUAUCGGCACUGGCUUCUAUAAAGACCAAGUUGUUGCGAUCAGGCCUUUCAACAAGAUGAAGCUGGAAAUCACACGAUCACUGCUAAUGGAGCUCAAAAACAUGAAGGAUCUGCAGCACGAUCAUAUCGUACGCUUUCUGGGAAUCUGCGAAGAACCUCCUCACUGCUGUCUGGUCACGGAAUACUGUCCGCGAGGAAGUUUGCAGGACAUUCUUGAAAACGACGAGAUCAAGCUCGACUGGAUGUUUCGAUAUUCGCUUAUGCACGACAUUGUAAAGGGCAUGGCGUACUUGCACAAUAGCGUCAUUCACAGCCACGGAAAUCUCAAGUCGUCGAACUGUGUGGUCGACAGCCGAUUCGUGUUGAAGAUCACCGACUUCGGACUCCAUACCCUCCGUUCAUCCGACUCGAACGAGAACCAUGACUCCUACGCCUACUGGAGACGCAUGCUGUGGACUGCACCUGAACUACAACGGCGGGGUGAACCACUGGCUGCUGGCACGCAAAAGGGAGAUGUCUACUCAUUUGCAAUCAUUGCGCAUGAGAUCGUGCUCAGGCAGGGACCUUUCUACCUGGGUCCGUCGGUUCAACUCUGCCCUAAAGAAAUUGUGGCAAACGUGCAGUUGGGCCACAAAGUCCCGUUCCGUCCUCUUCUUGAAGACGACUGCUGCAGCGAGGAGCUGGCUCAGAUGAUCCGGAAGUGCUGGGCUGAAGACCCCGCCGAGCGGCCGGAUUUUCAUACGCUUAAGCCACUCAUUCGAAGGCUCAAUAAAGAGAGGCAAGGGGUAAACAUCCUGGACAACCUUCUAUCGCGAAUGGAACAGUACGCCAACAAUUUGGAGAAAUUAGUUGAAGAGCGCACAGCCAGCUAUCUCGAAGAAAAACGGAAAGCAGAAGACCUGUUAUAUCAGCUUUUACCUCGAUCUGUGGCUAGUCAACUCAUUAAAGGGCAAUCUGUGACAGCAGAGUCGUACGAUAACGUGACAAUAUACUUCAGUGACAUCGUGGGUUUCACCUCCUUAUCAGCGCAGAGUACUCCAAUGCAGGUGGUCGAUCUUCUAAACGACCUUUACACUUGCUUCGACUCCAUCAUCGAAAACUAUGAUGUUUACAAGGUGGAGACCAUCGGAGACGCCUACAUGGUGGCCUCGGGCCUGCCCGUGCGCAACGGCAUGCUGCACGCGCGCGAGAUUGCGCGCAUGUCGCUCGCCCUGCUGCGAACCGUGCGCUCCUUCAGCAUCCGCCACCGGCCGCAGGAACAGCUUAAGCUGCGCAUCGGCAUUCACACAGGGCCUUGCGCUGCCGGAAUCGUUGGUCUGAAGAUGCCCAGGUACUGCCUCUUCGGUGACACGGUCAACACGGCAUCCCGGAUGGAAUCGAACGGCCUACCACUGAAGAUUCACGUAAGUCCAGCUACAAAGGAGGCCCUAGAAAGGUUCAAGACAUUCCGCUUGGAGCUACGAGGUGACGUGGAACUUAAGGGCAAAGGGACGAUGACCACUUACUGGCUUGUGGAAGAAGUCGAAGAUGGCGUUGUCACGACGCCCACGGCGACGGCGACUGCGGAGACCCCCGGCGAACACCCGAAAGAAACCAAAGUCUGACAUGACCGCCCGUAG